UUAGAACGAAUGAGCGUGGAUGGUUUGUGCCGAUACCUGAUGUCAGACGAGAAUGCUCCUGUAUUCCUUGACCGUCUGGAAGUUUACCAAGAUAUGGAGCAACCGCUGAGCCAUUACUUUAUCAACUCAAGUCAUAACACUUACCUGAUUGGUCGACAAUUUGGAGGCAAAUCAGCCGUGGAGAUGUAUCGCCAAGUCCUAUUGGCUGGUUGCAGGUGUAUCGAGUUGGAUUGCUGGGAUGGCAAGACUGACGAGGAGGAACCAAUUAUCACUCAUGGAAAGGCCAUGUGUACAGACAUCCUAUUCAAAGAUGUAAUCUACGCUAUAAGAGACACCGCAUUUAUCACCUCCGAGUAUCCCGUGAUUCUGUCGUUUGAGAAUCAUUGUGGUAAAAAACAGCAGUACAAGCUAGCUUACUAUUGUGAAGAGAUUCUUGGGGAUUAUCUUCUCAAGGAGCCAUUGGCUGAUUAUCCACUUGAACCGAAUCGUCCACUCCCUCCAUUAAGCAAGUUGAAGAAGAAAAUCCUGAUAAAAAACAAAAAGUUGAGUGCAGAUGUAGAAAAAGAUCAACUAGAAAGGAUGUCAAAGGGGAAAAUAGAAGAGGCGGAUGAGGACUGCGUCGGUGAAUCAGAUAGUUCCUCUGAAGAUGAGCAGCCUCCAAUUGUUCAGUCGUCACAGCGUGAGGCGAAGAAGACAAAUGCUGAUAUUGGUAGCAUCAUCGAAAACGGGGAAAGUGUUGCCUCCGAGUCGCCUAGCAGCACUGUGCCACCUAGUAACGGAGAAUUUAAGGAGUCUGAAGACAUUGACCUGAAGAUUUCUAACAAAAAGGGAGAGAUAAACCAAGAAGACAUGGAGUAUUUGGUAUCUGUGUACACUUACACAUCAACGACAGCAAACAUCAAUGCUUAUCUAUCACGUAUGGUCAACUACGCACAACCGGUGAAGUUUCCAGGCUUUGAGGUAGCGCAGGAACGUAGCAUCCAUCACAAUAUGUCAUCUUUCAAUGAAGCUGUUGGCCUUGGUUACAUCAAAAAUAACUGUAUUGAAUUUGUUAACUACAACAAACGCCAAAUGAGCAGGAUAUACCCAAGAGGAGGACGAGUGGACUCUAGUAACUACUUGCCCCAAAUCUUUUGGAAUGCUGGUUGUCAAAUGGUUGCCCUCAACUUUCAGACCCCAGAUAUUGGCAUGCAGCUGAACAUGGGAAAGUUUGAAUAUAACGGAUCUUGUGGCUUUUUAUUGAAACCAGACUUCAUGCGCCGUCCAGACAAAAACUUUGACCCCUUCUCGGAGUCACCGGUCGACGGUGUGAUCGCAGCCACGUGUAAUGUUAGGGUAAUAUCAGGCCAGUUUUUAUCUGACAAAAGAAUUGGAACGUACGUUGAGGUGGAUAUGUACGGUUUGCCGACUGACACCAUUCGCCGUGAGCAUCGGACGCGAGUCAUACCAAGCAACGGAUUGAACCCCGUCUACAACGAAGAGCCAUUCAUCUUUAGAAAGGUUGUGUUGCCAGAUUUAGCUGUUCUGAGGUUUGGAGUGUAUGAAGAAAACGGAAAGCUGAUCGGUCAACGGAUACUGCCCCUUGAUGGGCUACAAGCUGGCUACCGUCACAUCUCUCUGCGGACAGAAGGCAAUUUCCCACUGGCUCUGCCAACUAUAUUCUGUCAAAUUGAACUGAAAACAUACGUACCAGAUGGGCUUGGAGCUCUGGUAGAUGCCCUCUCGGACCCUAUGCAAUUUAUAUCCUUAGAGGAAAAGAGAGCACAACAAAUGAAAUCUAUGGGAAUUGAAGAGAAUGAUAUAUCUGAGGUUCCAUCAAAAAAGACGGGUAAAUCACCAACCACGCCCUCUGGACCUAAGAAUAUAUCUGGUAAACCGUUGCGUGCACAAACAUCAGUACCUGGUAACAUCAAGGAAAAGAUACGCGUACCUCCAAUUGAUAUUGAGUCAUUGAAGAAGGAUAAAGCAUAUUUGAAAGUAAUUAAAAAACAACAAAAAGAGUUAGGGAGCUUACAAAAGAAACAUACAAAGGAACAAGAAUCCAUGCUGAAAUCGCAUCAACUUACAGUAGAUAAAAUGGUGGCCGCUCACGACAAGGAAAAACAAGCCCAGGAAAAGAACCUUGAAAAGGCUAUUAAAAAGAAAGGAGAACAUAAAUGUGCCGAUCUGAAAAUUGAAACUGAAAACAAGGUGCAGUCUCUAGUCAACAACCACAAAGCAAAAGUUCAAGAGGUUGUAGCAGACCAGACUAAGGAAUGGAACUCGCUAACUUCAAGACAAACCGUUGAGGAAAGCACAUGCAGAGAAACACACAUUCAUCAAAACUGCGACAUCUUGAAACAACUGUUAUCAGUUGCCCAGCAACAACAGGAUAAGGACAUCAGACAGCAGCAUGAAAGGGCAAUGAAUGAUGUGAAAGCCCAACAAGUAAAGGAGUCAAUGGAUGCAAGGAAACAGCAUGCAAUGGAUAAGAGGAUAAAGAAUAAAGCUGAAAGAGAACGAAGAAUCAGGGAACAACAAGCAACCUAUGCUAAGAAAUUCUCUUCAGAAAGAGAAAGGAUGAAAUCCAAUCAUGACAGACAAAUAAAAGAAAUGAAGAAAGAGCAUCAAAACCAAGUGGAAAAACUGGUGAAAGAAACAGAAGAAAUGAUUCAAAAGGAACGUAUACUAGUGGAGGAAACAAAACUAGCAAACAAACCAGAAUCAAUGGUGUAAGGAGGACAAGAGAUAUAUAAUUGACACCACACUUAUAUACAUAUUAUAUUAUAUAAUGUACAUAUAUACGUAUAUAUAUGUAUGGAACCAUUAGUGCAAUAUGUUAGUAACAUACUUCAUAACAAGAAUACAAGAUUAUGAAAUUGUUAAUUAGAUAUGAUUAUUGAAAUUGGGUAGUCAAGUGUUCGAUUAAGACAAAAUAAUGUUAGAAUAUCUUACUACAAAUCUGUAUUACCUCAGUUUUCUUGUAUUCGUUUCAAAUAUACAACAAUUUAGGUGAGAUUCUGAAAUGUUUUAAAAUAAAAAAUAUGUUAUUCAAACAUUGGUUUCUAUGAAGUACUUGGAUUAAUUAGUAAUCCUCGAUUAAAUAGUCAUUUUAAUUAAUUCAUUUUUGUUUCUUUUUUUUUUUUACCAUAAACGAUUAAGAUGUAACAUUUGUGGCAAUUAGUCAAACAUCAGGAAAAAUCCAAAUAUAUGGAAAGCUGGUAUCAGUAUUCAAAUUACUUAAAAAAGUGAUUUCGAUUAAUAAUAAUCAGCACGUUUUUAGUCUUAUUAAUAAUAUGAAUUUUGUCACAUAAUUUACCCAACGUUUUUUUAGAAUGUAUAAAGAUAUCCACCAAAAUGUAUAACCCAUCAAGCCAAAAUUAUUUGAUUUUAAUUAGUCUUUAAAGGAUUCUUUAGGUGAAAUUAUUGUGUGUUAUUUACUGUUUUUAUAACGAUUAUUAAUUAUUAAAGAUUAAGUUAAUUGAUAAGAAAUAUCUUACCCUAAGGAAUGUAUGUUGGCUAUUUUUACACUGUUAUAACCUUUGAUAUCAAUUUAGACUGUGUUUGUGUGCAAUAGAUGCCUUUCAAUUAGUAAUUACUGUAAUUAAUUAAUUCAUUCAUUAAUAUUUCUAUCAUUCCAAUUGUUUUAAAUCACCUUUAGUAAUGUAUAGUAGGUUGUAUUAAAUUCAUAUUUCUUAUCGAAAACCUUUGCAUUUUUUCUAAAAUUUAAUGCAAAAACUUAUUUAAAGCAUUGUAAAGCUGAAAUUUUAUUUAGUUUUGAAUAUCAAUGAGAUAGAACGAUGAAAUUGGUAGUAGGGCACUUCAGGUUUCAUCUCACUAAUAAAUAUUUUAAUUACAAAUUAGUUUCUUUCAGAAGUUAAAUAUAGAUUAACUUCUGAUUUUAUCAAUAGAACCAUUGACUUGUUUUAACAUUUUUAAACAUUUUGGUUUUAUGUUUUCUACCAUCAUGAAUAAUAUUUUACAAUGACCAAAUUCUAACAACAACAUUAGCCUAAAAAGAAAUAUUAUUCAUCGUGGGAAAUAAAAUUCUUCCUGUCAUUUUUUUGGUGCUGCCUAUAGAGACUGUCUUUAAACUUUAGUUCAUAUUUUUAAAGUCCUUUUGAAGAUAGUGGUGUCUCUUGAAAUUUACCAAGAGAGGUAAAAAAUUUCCGACAGCUCAGAGCGGGCUACUAUAAAGGACUACUACUCUUUUGUCAGUAUCCCGUAGUAAGGUUCCUAAUGAGGAUCAAGAAGAUAUUCUAUAAUUUAAUUAAUAUUUUAAAUAUUUUGGACCUUAAAUGGUGUCCGACGACAUGGGUCAGUGAUUGUCCAAUGGGACAAAAUAACCUUUAACCCCACUAGCACAGCAACUGCUUGGAGCAUGUUUGUCAUUGUUUAUUUACAUGGACUAAGAGCGUGGUAGUAUUGAAGUAGGCCUCAAAAAAAAAAUUAGGCAUUAUAUUUACACAAACUGGAUGUACAUAGUAUCACAAGAAGUUUGCUAAUGUUAAAAUAAUUUUGUGAAGUGAAUAGAAUCAUUUGAAACCUUGAAAUAGAUAUAUGGUCUUAGGUGCUGAAUUUGGUAAUAUGUAAAUGAGAUAAUUAAUA
Messenger RNA from Anneissia japonica, 4587 nucleotides. Its product is annotated as 1-phosphatidylinositol 4,5-bisphosphate phosphodiesterase beta-4-like. The transcript has 22 exons. Gene Ontology annotation, molecular function: phosphatidylinositol-4,5-bisphosphate phospholipase C activity; calcium ion binding. Gene Ontology annotation, biological process: lipid metabolic process; phosphatidylinositol-mediated signaling. Lineage: Eukaryota; Metazoa; Echinodermata; Crinoidea; Comatulida; Comatulidae. The record is from RefSeq and is a predicted model, not a curated record. The coding region runs from base 10 to 2715 and encodes 901 amino acids.